AUGGAGUAUGGAGAUGACAUCUUUGACAUCUCAGGGCUGCACUUGAGUGGUAAUUUCGACUCUCAAGUGCAACAACUUUUGGAAUAUAUAAGGCUGACAAGGGCAGAGGUGGAGCAUUUACAGCUUUUGUUUGAUGAUUUGCAGAGUACUUUGCAAACUGUUUGGCCAGGUUGCCAAGUCCAUGCAUUUGGAUCUGUAGUUACAGGACUGGGAAUAAAGUCAAGUGAUGUAGAUUGUUACAUUAGCUUGCCACCUUGGCUUCAGAACCCUGGUGAUACUUAUGUAACAAAAGCCAAAGCAACUCUCAGGCGAAGGCCAGACAUAUUCACAGAGUUAUUCGCCAUCACGGGAGCAAAGCAAAAAGCAAUACUACCACCAAUAUAUCACCUACAGAGAAAUGUAGAAUAUUUUGUGGAUAAUUGGAAUCUUGCAUUCCAAGACAUUAUGCAUGACGGCCAAUUAAGAGGGAGCUAUUUCAAAGAU
Messenger RNA from Iphiclides podalirius (scarce swallowtail), 483 nucleotides. The record is from the annotation of a GenBank genome assembly. Lineage: Eukaryota; Metazoa; Arthropoda; Insecta; Lepidoptera; Papilionidae.